Oncorhynchus tshawytscha (Chinook salmon) is the source of this 3040-nucleotide messenger RNA. RefSeq names its product inhibitory synaptic factor 2A-like. The record is from RefSeq and is a predicted model, not a curated record. Gene Ontology annotation, biological process: inhibitory postsynaptic potential. The transcript has 6 exons. Gene Ontology annotation, cellular component: postsynaptic density. NCBI's taxonomy places the organism in Eukaryota, Metazoa, Chordata, Actinopteri, Salmoniformes, Salmonidae. The coding region runs from base 1 to 1578 and encodes 525 amino acids.
AUGGUGAGCAAGGCGGAGGGAGAUAAAAGCAUGCUCACCAACUCCGUGUCGGACUCAGAGGUGGCGCCCACCCCCUCCCCUUCCGCCUCGCAGGCCUUGGAGGUCAAAUACUCCUUCCUGGACACCAGCAGCAGGUCACAGCAGCAGGUACGGAAGAGAAACAAGGCCCUCCAGGUGAGAUUCAAGGACAUCUGCGAGGCGCAGAACGAGCAGAGAGAGGCCGCUCUACAGAUGGCCGGGAAGGGGGGCAAGCCAGGCUCCUACAAGGUGGUGUACCGCAAAUACAUGACCGUGCCCGCUCGGCGCUCCAUCCCCAACGUCACCAAGAGCACAGGGGUCCAGACCUCCCCGGACCUCAGGAGCCGUUACAAGACCUUUCCCAUGGAGAGGAAGAAGGGCCACAGCCACACCAAGCAUGUGGAGAGAGACAAGGGCCACAGCCACACCAAGCAAGUGGAGAGAGACAAGGGCCACAACAAUGGGUUUGUCAUCGACGUCAAGCACUCCAGAGCUGUGGAGCGUUUUGGGGACAGGGAGCCUGCGGUGGAGGAGGAGGAGGAGGAACGGCCCCUCUCCCUCCAACACACCCGACUCCAACCCACAGGCCACCGACUACCAGAUCUGCACCGACUACCAGAUCUGCAGCAUCGACUCCAACCCACAGGCCACCGACUACCAGAUCUGCAGCAUCGACUCCAACCCACAGGCCACCGACUACCAGAUCUGCAGCAUCGAAUCAAACCCCUGGAAGGAUUAGAACACAGGGAACUGGACUCCUCGGACCGUCCGGCCGGUAAACGGCAGCUGCUCCACUCGGAGGAGCCAGGCUCUAGCAGGACUCUGCCGGGGGACAUGAGAGGGUCUUCCUCAGUCUCCAAGGUGACCGGCCCCAUCUCCUGGAACUCUCUGACCCAGGUGGAGUGUCUGGAGAGCCCGACAGCACGGAGCAAACGAAUGAAGGGACUGGAGCUCAAUGGACUACAGUCUCAGACUCUCCCGCGGGCCGCUGGCUGCACUACUCAGGCACAGUGUCAUGAACCGGCAACGUUCUCAUCACAGACGUUCUCGGCCCGGACCACGGGGGAGGCGCUGGGCUGUAGGAGUAGCGGGGUCGAACCAGCGACCGUAGCGACUGCGGGGGGAGUUAACCCCGGAGGGGCCUGUAAGCAGAUAGUACCAGUACUGACUCAGAAAGGGGAGGGAGGAGAGGACGUGAAAUCACAGCUUCAGGCCAUGGAGAACCUGAUCUCCUCCAGCCAGGAGACCAUCAAGGUCCUACUGGGAGUUAUACAGGAGCUGGAGAAGGGAGAGGCCCACAGAGAGGGCCUCUCCUAUCGAACCGGACAGGACACGGCCAACUGUGACACGUGUCGGAACAGCGCAUGCAUAAUUUACAGUGUGGAGCUGGACUUCAAACAGCAGGAAGACAAGCUGCAUCCCCUGAUGAAGAGGCUGUGUCCUUUAGAGGACCCACACUUCUCUCUGCCUUACCCCCCUGAGGCCUUCACCUCCACCCCUAAACGCAAGGCCAAGGCCGACUCCAAGAAGCACGCCCGAUGGAAACUCUGGUUCCUCUGAGACAGGAAUUAAUAUCCAAAAACCCCAAACGUCGUCGUCUUAGGUCAGACAGAGCAACAAGUUGAGGACUCCGUCUGCACUGCGGGAUGAGGGACGAGCAUCGGAGUGACGUCACCUAUUGGAUUUACGGAAGACAAAGGCCCGAACUCCGAUUCAGCAGGAUAUCUUUGAUUUAUCCAUCUAUCAAUUCAUUCAUCUUUUGGAUCACAACAAAAAAACAGAAUCCCAAUGAAAGGUUUUUCAUGGCCUGGUAACCUCAAUCUGUCUGAAACUGGUGAGCCCUUCUAAUAAUGACGAUAGUGGAUAUUAUUGAACUGGGUUUUUGGUUUUGGAAAGAGCGGCAGGAUCUGUAAAAAGAGAAACAUAAAGUAUGGACCCCCCACACACACACAGAGAAUUUGAAUAUUUAGUCACUGUUUUCCGCCCCAAAACGAUCUAAUUUCCCGAAGCAGAGGAUUAUUAAAUUACACCGCGGCAACUUAUUUUCAGAUGAACAAGGUGACAAGCUGAAAUAGGAUGUCCUCUACCCUCACAUUUACAUCUAUUUAUUGUGUAGCUCUACGGAGUCUAUGGGAGUUUGAAUUCAAUGACAUGAUUUAUCGGUUCGUUCAGCAACAACCGUCUCUCUCCAUCUCCCUCGAGACUGAGUCUUUAAUGUGUUGUAUAUUGUAUCUCUUUGACAUUGCUUGGAGGUAUGGAGAGGAAGUGGACAGUUCUCAAGCAUGGCGUUCCUUUCUCCGUGCUCUGACAACUACAUCAACGGCAUAUCAGCAUAUCGGCUAAAGCACAACGUACUUAACAACUAUGUUCAGGAAGACUUUUCUCCACAGUGACUCAAAAAACACAAAAAAAAGACUAUUUUGACAAUAAUCAUCAUGAAUAAUGUAUUAGGAUCGUCGAACAGCAAAGGAGAGAAUGAAGACAUCACGGAUCAGAACAACUGAAACGGACCCAGGACGACGCGUCUCGAAGGAGAUGUACAUGAUGUGCAUGUAACUGCCAGAAUAAAAGGAAACACUCGGAGUAAAUUAGGAUUCUGCUGGUUCUGUUAUGGGAUGGUUUUAGGUCCAGUCAGCCCCUUAGAGAGCAGGGUAAACACCAGUAAACACACAGCCAAUCAACCAAUGGGGAAGCGUUUCUAUCCUCAUAGGAGUAGAUGACAAUACCCCCCCACACAGGGAACGUGCUGUCACUGAAUGGCUUUUCCACCCCCGUCAACAAAACACCAAGUGAUGGAGUUUUUCAUCACAUACCUGGAAGAGAGUUUCAGCCCCUUGUAGAAUCUCUACCAAGGUGGAUUGAAGCUGUUCUGGCUGCUGGUGGCCCAACACCCAAUUAAGACACUUUCAUGUUGGUGUUUCCUUUAUUUUGGCAGUUACAUACCUCUUUGCAUAAAUUGCCUUUUGACAUUAAACGAUGACUAAAUAACUUUUUUUUUUAUAUAAACAUUUGCAAAGUUUGG